Messenger RNA from Amoebophrya sp. A120, 1137 nucleotides. The record is from the annotation of a GenBank genome assembly. NCBI's taxonomy places the organism in Eukaryota, Dinophyceae, Syndiniales, Amoebophryaceae.
GCGCCACAGGCUGCACUACACAAGAAUCGUCACCACCAACCGACGAGCAGUUUUCCGCUCUCGCAAGACAACAAGCGUUCACUGGAGCCACAAUGGUCCUCGCAGCAGCAGACGUGGUCUGCUUUUCAGUUUGCUGCACUGCCGCUGAAAAAUGUGUUCCGCCGACUUUCCGGAUUCGUCAUGCGGUGGACCACGAUGCCCUUUAACUUGAAGAGAAGCGGAUCGAUGAACGAUAGUAUUCCACCACCGGCGGCAGGACGAAAACGCAGGAGCACAGCAAGAAAUACUCCGGCCGAAAACAAAAGCGGUGUUAGUAAACAUGCCAAGAAAGUAGAACUACACUCAUCCAUUAAUACUGCUCCGCGAAGGGCGUCAAAAGAACAGUCCUCAUCUGCUCCGCGAAGGGCGUCAAAAGAACAGUGCGUCGGAGGUGAGAUGAUGAACAAUGAUGGCGGCCAGGCAGCAUCGCCGCUUCGGAAGAUGAGCGGAGAGACGAGCAGAGAAACGAACCGAAGAAGCAGUAAAAGGAAAAGCAACUUCUACAAACAAAUAGAACAUGGUCACAACCUCGAGCACGACAGUACAUCAAUCCUCGUUCGUAUUUCCAGUACAACUACUGCACGUGAAGUUCAUGAUGAGCAGGGUCGUGCGCCUCCUCCUGCUUCGGGGGCGAGCAAAAUUUUUCACAAGGAACCAGGAGUCGAAAGUAACAGUAACAUCAAAAAACCAACAGCAGGAGCAGUGUCGUGUGGUCCUAAAACUGGCAGCAGCCUGCACCAGGACCGCCGGAAGUCCUCGCUGCGAGCAACCACCUCGAACAUCAAAACCUCGGCCAGCUGCCAAAAUCUCGCCGCUGCGUUGCAGAAUGCCCGAACGCCCCCCACGCGGCCGAAAAGUAUAAGCAAAUCCAAAUCGGCGGAGCGACAAGGACAACAGGAGCAAGAAGUGGUCAAGAAGAAAAAGAAGAAGAUCACCGGGUCGACGUCAACAUCUCCGACGCGUGGUGGAGGAAAGGCCGAUACCACGACUGCUCGAGGUGCAGACAGCAGCCCUUGCAGCCCCGCCAUGCGUUUUCAGAAUGAAACGACGGACCACCUCGGGAAUGACAGUUUUUCCACUCGCAUUCCAGCUGCAGAC